Molecule: messenger RNA, 758 nt
Organism: Amoebophrya sp. A25
Lineage: Eukaryota; Dinophyceae; Syndiniales; Amoebophryaceae
Source: the annotation of a GenBank genome assembly
AUGAAAAUGCGCAAUUUUUUGAAGGACAAAUUCGGGAAUGCGAACACUAAUGGUCUUGGCAUUGGAGUGGAGUUGUUUGGAGACUUUAGCGAUGCUGGCAAGACGAAUUUGAAUAGGAUGGUGAUUGGAGGUGGAGCAAAAACGGGAAUCACGAUUAUGGCUCUCGAUGAAGUCGAUAAUUGUAAUAGGGGUAGCUGAAGAAAUUGUAAUUCAUCUUAAUAUUUGUUAUUGUUUAUUGUCGUAAUUGCCUCUCAGUAACUACUAUGAGAACAGCUUCAGCUUCCUUUCCCACGAAAAGAACGACCAUUAGUUCUAACACCCUGGCGCUCGGAGGAAAACUCCUGACAGCAGAGGAAGUCCUAUCAGAGGCGAACCUAUCUGGCCCAUCAGGAAGGGCCUUCCAGGAUGCAACGAGAGAGCUGAGGAACAUGUCGACGGAUGAAAUUCGCGGAAAUUCUGCGAAAUAUCAAGAAUUAAAAGCAGCGCGUGAUUUCUCGGAUGUGAUGGGGAUGUCGUGAGGUCGUUAUUUGAGUAGAAGGAAGAGCUGCACUCUUAUGCAUAAAUACCCGUAGGACGAGAUGCACACUAUGUAUUAUAGAAUGUUGUGUGUUCGCAAGAACCGAAACACGACAAGAAACAUUUUGCAGUGUCGUGAGAACAAUAAUCCUGUAUAGUAUUAGUACGUCGCCAAACCCAAAUAAAAAACACAUCAACACCUUCAAAGAAGUCGCUAGUAUCAAAUCCACUUAUAGUAACGC